GCUUCCCGAAUCCCGAGCCGUGGUACGACCCAUACCUCUCCUCCUCCGGCGAGAGCAACAGCCUCCUCCUCCUCCUCCGCGCAAGGGACGCCACAAAAUGGAGGAGUUCAACCUCAACGGCAGCGGCGUGCCUUCGCGGGUGCUCUGCCUGGAGCCCGGCGCCGACCGGUGGACCGACGUCCCCGUGCUCGCGCUCCCCCACCUCCAGCACGCCGUCGCCCGCGGGUGUCCCGACCCUAGGAUACACCUCGCCGGCGACCACUGGCACGUCUACGACUUCCCCAACAAGAGGCGCUACGUGGAGGACCAGCCCACAACCACCAGCGUGCCGCUCGCCUGGUUCGACGAGGGCGGCACCCCCUUCUUCCCGCCCGGCCUGGCCGCCGGCGUCCCGGUGGCGGCCAGCGAGAACUGCACGGUCAGCGAGCACCAGGCCGUCACCAUCGUCAGCAGGUGGACCAUGGAAAUGGCGGCGGUCAACAGAGCGGAGAUCUCCGUCCCAGGCGAGUUCGCGGAGAGCAUCUUUCGGGAGAUGGAGAGGCAAAUGGGGAUCAACGGCGUCAAGCUCGGCUGGUACGGCGCCUCCGCGGAGGACGUGAGGAUGGCGAGCGCAGGCUUGUUCCGGAGCCCCAACUGGGAGCUUCUCGGGGCCCACCGCGCGUACGGCCACGGCCUGCACCUCUCCCCCCUCCGGUUCCCGCAUCUUAGGUGAGCCCGUUCUCUUGGAUUGGAUCUUCAACGAUUGGUGCAAGAAUUGAGGGUGUUUCCUGGUCUGCAACACGAGUUCUUGAUUCUCUUGGUCUGCCGCAAUGGUUCUUGAUUUUCUUGGAACAAAUGGAGAGUGGUCGUGAUAUUGUUCAAGAACUGCGAAAUCGCAGCCCGAAUUGGGUACGAAUCAAUCAAAUUGAUAUGCUAUUCGACAAGAAAGGAGAAUUCCUCUGUUACCAAAAAUUAGUGGCAACGUUUCUCAUGAGUACGGUAAUGGUGAUAAUAUGAGAUAAGUUCUUGGUCUGAGGAAAUGCCAAACAGUAGUAAUAGCAUGCGCAAGAACUGCGAAUUUUAAAGAAGAUUUUAGCAAGAUUUGGUUCACCUCGAAAUAUAAUGAAGUUGGGAUUCUUUUCUGUUCUAGUACGGGAGAAGGAUAGAGUUGUUUUUCGCUGCAGCAUCUUCAGUUUCGAUUUGCAACAGAAGAGUUUUGGCAAGUAUGCAGUAGUGGCAGAGCAAGAUGAGUCCUUGAUUUGAACAAAUCAAACAGCAGUAGUAUCUGCAGGAACUGCAAUUUCUUAUGCAUCGUCUCACAAAAUUAACAUGAUGAGUUUCUCAAUGAGAAUGGAGGAACUGUUGCUAGUUACUGCUUCUAUUUGGUUAAGUUGUGCAUCACCAAAUUUCAGUCCGAUGAUGGUUACCAACAUUUGGAUUUGUCAGACAAAUACACAGUUUAGUUGUUGAUCUGUAAUGAAGGCCAGACAGUUUGUGAAUGUGUACGGUUGCAACUUGCAACACUUAAGCAGAGAAACCCGAUGAGCUAACUUGAAAUUUACAUUUCAAUUAGCAUGGCCAUAGCUGAGGCAGACCACAGCGGUGAAGCAUGGGUGUUGCUGUGCCGCAUUUUGCAGGGCGUGCCAAUGGGCAUCCCUGUCGGAUCAAACCAGUCCCACAACAUGCUACGUGACCUCCAAUCUACUGGUGGUCUUGACAACAUGCUCAAUCCAAGCUGGUACGUUGUAUGGGCUGAAGAAAUGAACAAGUGCGUUCUCCCAAUAUGCAUGGUGAGCUUCAUGAAACGCCCAGCGGGCCCAAGUCGAGGAUCACUGGUAUCAUGGAGUCCGGUAGAUGUCGACCCGGAGAAGUUGCGCAAGGAGAUAAAGAGGGUUCUGCCAUCCUCUCAGUUGCAGUAUUUGGACAGUUUGUUCGAUAGUAACAUGGCAAACGUGUAUGUUUUCUUCAGAUGCGUGACUGACCUUAUUGGUGUCGAUAUGUACGUCGGUGCUGUCCUGAAGGCUUUAGAGCGCUGAUUUUCUGAAAAAUGCUAAUGAUGAUUUGUGAUCUUUCUACCUGAUAUCUAUGUCAAUCAUCACAAUUGCGCUCAGAUCUUACUUGGCAAACCUUGAUGCUUUAGGAGAUUCAUAACCUGUAGUCUUGUACAAAAGUGCAAGAGGAUCUUGCAUGGAACUGUUCACAGAAUACAGUAGCUAUCCACAUCAGACUGUCAGACUGUCAGUUGUAUAAAAUGUUUGAUAGCUCAAACUCUUCGCUCUAGUGACGUUUUCGCAGUCACGAGAAUUAUUUUUUUUGGACUAGUGAUUACAUAUAUGACCUGAGAAUAAUGAUUGAGAUUCUUAAUACCAGUUUGGCCUGAAAUUAUAGUU
Messenger RNA from Brachypodium distachyon (stiff brome), 2369 nucleotides. RefSeq lists its product as uncharacterized. NCBI's taxonomy places the organism in Eukaryota, Viridiplantae, Streptophyta, Magnoliopsida, Poales, Poaceae. The transcript has 3 exons. The coding region runs from base 98 to 712 and encodes 204 amino acids. The record is from RefSeq and is a predicted model, not a curated record.